AGUCGAUAAACAUCUGUCUUGCAUCGAAUGGAUUCUCUACGUUCCACCCUUAUAUUCACCCGGGCCAAGGCACGCACGCAAAUUCUAGAUUAUAGAUAGCACAUAAAUCGAUUGUUCGUCAACCCUCGAUCUCCCUUGGAUCAUGUCGACGUCGGACGCCGAGCUGCUGGCCGCCCUCCGCGCCGCCGGCCGGGAGCAUCUCUCGGCGUCCACCGUCGCCCGGCGGCAGGAGACCGGCUCCCACCUGUUCCGGGUCGCCAACUACACGGAGGUCAAGGCGACGGUGCCCAACCGCGAGCACGUCGAGUCGAGCACGUUCACCGUCGGUGGCCACGAGUGGCGCAUCGACUGCUACCCGAACAGCUGCGUCAAGCCGCACAACGGCUGCAUCUCCCUCUUCCUCCGGCGCACCAGCAGCAGCGCCCCCCACUUUCUCCGACGUGGUGCCGGCAGCGCAAAGGCCGACGUCGCCAUGGCGUCCAUCAAGUUCAGCGUGCUGGACCGGGACGGGAACCCGGCGCGCACUCAGAGCUCGCCGCCGCGCCAGUUCGCGAGCGGCGACGACUGGGGCUGGACGGACUUCAUGAGGAGCGACGAGCUGGACAAGGAGAAGGAGAGGUACCUCAAGGACGACUGCCUGACGGUCCUGUGCGACGUCACCGUCGACCUCGGCCUGCGCACCGACAGCUGCACCGAGGUCGCUGCCGCCGCCGCGCCGGAGCCGACGGGCGAGUGGCCGCCCCCGCCGUUCGAGCUAGACGGGGAGCUCACCACGGCCAUCUGGAAGAAGCAACGGGCGGACGUGAGGAUCGAGGUCGGCGGGGAGACGCUGGCGGCGCACCGGUGGAUGCUGGAGGCCCGGUCCGCCGUGUUCAAGGAGGACCUCUCGCUCGCCUUCGCGGCCGCCGGCCACGGCAAGCAGACGGCCGAGCUGCGCAUCGAAGACAUGGACGCCGAGGUGGCCAGGACCCUGAUCCGGUUCAUCUACACGGACGCGCUGGCGUCGGACAUGAAGCAGCAGCUGGACGCGGCGACGGCCAUGGCGGAGCGCCUGCUUGUGGCGGCGCACAGGUACAAGCUGGAGAAGCUGAAGCACAUCUGCGAGGAGGCGCUGUGCCGGCACAUCGGGAUGAGCUCCGUGGCGGCCACCCUGGCGCUGGCGGAGCGGCACCGGUGCGCGGUGCUGAAGAAGGCGUGCAUGCAGUUUAUUUCUUCCCCUGCUAACCUAGUAGCCGUCGUCGCGACCGAUGGCUUUGAGCAGCUGAAGAUCGGUUGCCCCCCUGAUCUGGUCGACCUCAUGGCCAAGCACUUGGCCAAGGUUGGAGCGGUAGAUCAGUCCACGUUCGUGCCAUUUACUACCUUCUAGCCAUUUAAUUUGCUCUUUUUUUCGAAAAUAUUCUAGUCAUUUAGUUACUAUAGGAGUAUAUAGCUAAUACCCGUGCAUUGCAAUGGGCACAACUUUAUUUUAGUCGCUCAGUGUAGAAUUUUUUUUUUUUUGACUGGGUUGAGAUUGAGAUAUUUUGUCAGGAGGCAAGAGGUAAAAAGAUAUGUUCCUGA
Messenger RNA from Triticum aestivum (bread wheat), 1557 nucleotides. Its product is annotated as BTB/POZ and MATH domain-containing protein 2-like. Lineage: Eukaryota; Viridiplantae; Streptophyta; Magnoliopsida; Poales; Poaceae. The record is from RefSeq and is a predicted model, not a curated record. The coding region runs from base 143 to 1366 and encodes 407 amino acids. Gene Ontology annotation, biological process: protein ubiquitination. Gene Ontology annotation, molecular function: protein binding. The transcript has a single exon.